GAACCCGAAUUCUCACUCCAACCCAUAAUCUCACUCUCUCAUUCUAAAUAGAUAUGAAAGUAGCCAAAAAGCAUAGGAGCUGGACACAGCACCUCAAUCUUCUCACUCUCACAAAGUUGCUGUCGCCGACACUCUGCGUCUAUCAGCUCCUACGCCUUCACUGAUGUCGCAUCGUCUGUACCUCUGUCCGUGUCUAUCGCCUCCAUUUGCGCCCGCCUUCACUGCGUCUACCACCAGACCAGCUCCUGUGCCUUAACUGCGUCUCUCGUGCUCGUCGCCGCCUCCUCAUCUGGCGUCGCCACUCUCUGUUUCCCGUUGCUUCGUCUCCCUCUUCUCUGCCCAUAUUCUGUCUUCACAUCAUCAGAUAUGGCAAAGAAAAAUGCUCAAGAGUCCUACCAGCGGGUGCAGGAAGCCAAGGCGAAGUCCCGGGCUAGGUCUGGGGGUAAGGCGGUCGUCUCUCCUCCUCCUCUUCCUCCUCCUCCUAGGAAUGUGGGUACUCCGUCUCAACCUAUUGUUAUUUCCUCCUCCUCAAAUUUGGCUCGACCACUCCCUUCUGCCCAACCGUUCUCCGAGCCAGAGAGUAAGAAGCGCAAGACUUCAGAGUCUGGCCCUUCUUGGGAAGGUGGUGUUAGGGCGGAGGCUCUUGCCUUUGUCCGAAAGAACAUCUAUCCACUUAUCAAUAUGGAUGAUGUUUCUGUUCGGAAACACCUUGCCACUCUGGCCGAAGAAAGUUUUAGGGCGGCGGGAGUUUGUGGCAAACUUUUGGACAUGUUUGAGAAGACUCCUCUUAGCUCUCUGGGGACUUCCCCAAAGGUCGAGGAGCUGGAGGAGAGGCUUCUUAUGUUUGAAAAACAUCAGAAGGAGUUAAAGGAGGAGAGGGAUAAGUUGAGGAAGGAGAGAGACGACCUCCGGAAGAAGGAGAGCGAGCUGCGAGCCCAAUGUACUAUGGAGGUAAAUUUGAGGAAGGCGGCCCAGGAGAGUUACCAAAGCCUAUUUAAAGAUAUGGUGGAGGUGAAGAAGGAUUUGCUGAACUCUCGGACUGCUUAUGCUGACUUGGAGGACUCUAUCGCCGAUGGCGCCGAGGAGUCUUGGAGAAUUUUCCUAGAACAGGUCAGGGUUAUAGCCCCCGACUUGGAUCUUUCUCCAUUACAUCCUGACAAAGUGGUGAUUGAUGGCGCCAUUGUUGAUCCUCCUGUUCCCGAGGUCCUUUCAGAGUCAGACCUAAAGACUCGGGGGCAGAGGAUUAUAGAGUCUCCUCCUCCUUCCAAGGAUGAUCCGAGUCCUUCCACUCCUGCUCCGACUUCCUCUUUGGCUCCUCCUCCCGGUCCUGGUGACGUUCCUCCUGGUGGUGGUGAUUCCUCUGCAGCUUCCAAGAAAUGACUUCUUUUUAUUUUGUGGCUAUAUGGGGGCCCGGCCUGUGGGUCCCCCCUUUUUUUUGAACUUAUAUUUAUUUGUUGGUGGUGUUGAACGAUUUGCUUUUGGCCUUUUAAGGCCGUAAACAAAAUAUUCUGUUUGUUGCCCUUUUUUGGAUAAGGGUUUAAACAAAAUAAAUUCCCUUUUUUGGAUAAGGGUUUUCUAGUCAAAAUAAAUUCCCUUUUUUGGAUAAGGGUUUUCUAGUCAAAGUGGGUGCCCCUUUUUGGAUAGGGGUUUUAAGUUACUUUGCGCGUAUGCAUGCUUUUUUAUUUUGAUCUGUUUGAUCUUUUCGGAAAGCCUUUUGUUUGCUUGCAUUGUUUUCUUGAGCCUUCUUCGUGCGAAGGCCCGUGUGCAAACUUUAAACUUUCUCAGGCUCUCAUAUCUCUUUUGUUAUCCUUUUUACUCAGCUUUUGCUUUAGUGAGUUUUUAUGACUUAGGUUAUUUUUGCGAUGCGCUUUAUCUACUCGGAACUCGGUUUUCUUUUACUCGGAGUUCUGUCGAGUUUGCGUUACUCGGGGUUUCUUUCGACUUAAGAGUCGGACAAUUCCCGAGUUUAAUGCGAUCAACUCGUAUAACCUCUUUACACCGACUUGUACCUCGUCGUUUCAUCCUGACGACCAUGUUAGGUCGGUUCAUGGGAUUUUCACGCUUUGUCGAGCUUAAGUCGGCGCGUUUCGUAGAAAGACUUAUAUAAAAAUAGAGAAUGAUAUUUAAGAGAAAUAUAUUAAUGAAAAAGAUCUUUAUUAAUCGGGAAGGUACCUUUUUGCUACUAAGGGUCUUGACAGUAUAUUUCCCUUAGCCUCUACUAUGAUGCCUCAUUAAAAACCCCUCUCCAGAAAAAACCCUUUUUUGGAAAAAAAUCAUAAAGCUGGGAAAAGAGUACAUCAGGGAGUAGAGUUCGCUUCUAGCUGUAGUACCUUUUCAUAUUACAAGCAUGCCACGACCUUGGUAACUCAGUGCCAUCCAGGUCGGUUAUUUUAUAAUAACCUUUCCCUAACACUUCUUUGAUUUUGUAUGGCCCUUUCCAAUUGGCGGCGAGCUUUCCUUCCCCCGACUUGUUGACUCCAAUGUCGUUUCUGAUUAGGACCAAGUCGUCUACAGCAAAUGUUCUUCGAAUGACUUUUUUGUUGUAUCUGGUAGCCAUUCUUUGCUUUAAUGCUGCUUCUCUUAUCUGGGCGUUCUCUCGGACUUCGGGGAGCAAGUCGAGCUCCUCUUUGUGCCCCUGUACAUUUCCGACCUCAUCAUGGAGAAUUACCCUUGGGCUUUGCUCACUGAUUUCUAUAGGAAUCAUGGCUUCUACGCCGUACACUAGUCGAAAAGGUGUUUCUCCUGUGGCGGAUUGGGGAGUUGUCCUAUAAGCCCACAGUACUUGAGGGAGCUCUUCGGCCCAAGCUCCCUUUGCUUCCUGUAAUCUUUUCUUCAAACCUGCCAGUAUGACCUUGUUAGCUGCCUCGGCUUGCCCAUUGGCUUGUGGGUGUUCUACCGAGGUGAAUUGAUGCUUGAUUUUCAUGCUGGCUACCAGGUUUCUGAAGGUGGCGUCGGUGAAUUGGGUUCCAUUAUCUGUGGUGAUGGAAUAAGGUAUCCCAUACCUUGUGAUGAUGUUUUUGUAGAGGAACCUGCGACUUCUUUGAGCAGUGAUAGUGGCUAAUGGUUCUGCUUCUAUCCACUUUGUGAAGUAAUCUAUUCCCACGAUUAAGUAUUUAACUUGCCCUGGUGCUUGGGGAAAAGGACCUAACAGAUCCAUCCCCCAUUUUGCAAAGGGCCAGGGGGAAGUUAUACUAAUGAGCUCUUCUGGUGGGGCUACGUGGAAAUUUGCAUGCAUCUGGCAUGGUUGGCAUUUUUUCACAAAGUCGGUAGCAUCUUUCUGCAAGGUCGGCCAAUAGAAUCCUGCUCGGAUUACUUUUCUGGCUAGCGACCUUGCUCCGAGAUGAUUUCCGCAAAUCCCAUUGUGUACUUCUUCCAACACCUCGGUGGUUCUUGAGGUCGGUACGCACUUCAACAAUGGUGUUGAUAUUCCUCUUCUGUAAAGGACAUUUCUCACCAAAGUAUAAUGUUGUGCUUCCCUUCGGAUCUUUUUAGCCUCUUUCUCCUCUUUGGGGAGGAUGUCGAAUUUUAGGUAUUCGACUAAGGGAUUCAUCCAUCCGAGGUUUAGGCCGAGUACCUCAAGAACCUCUCGUUCAUCUUCUGCUUUUGAUACCGAGGGCUCUUGUAGGGUCUCUUGAAUCAGGCUUCUGUUGUUCCCUCCGGGUUUGGUACUUGCUAACUUGGACAGGGCGUCAGCUCUGCUAUUUAGAUCCCGAGUUAUGUGCUUGAUCUCAGUUUCCGUAAAGUGCCCAAGGUGUUCCAAGGUUUUUUCCAAGUAUUUCUUCAUAUUGGGGUCCUUUGCCUGAUAUUCCCCACUUAUUUGGGAAGUCACCACUUGUGAGUCGCUAUAGAUUGUCACCUUUGUGGCGCCAACUUCUUCUGCUAGCUUUAAUCCUGCAAU
This is a messenger RNA of Arachis stenosperma, 3898 nucleotides long. Its product is annotated as protein WHAT'S THIS FACTOR 1, chloroplastic-like. The transcript is spliced from 2 exons. NCBI's taxonomy places the organism in Eukaryota, Viridiplantae, Streptophyta, Magnoliopsida, Fabales, Fabaceae. Gene Ontology annotation, molecular function: RNA binding. The coding region runs from base 367 to 1380 and encodes 337 amino acids. The record is from RefSeq and is a predicted model, not a curated record.